UUGACGGUCCCUUAGCUCGCGCAGCGCUGAAACUGAUCCUCACAGAUCUGUAGCAGUGUGUCACUGGUUCACCGGGGAGAGAGAUACAAUCGCGCUUCACAAUUUGGCGUAUUACAGCCACCGGCAAUGCUUUGCAAAAUUUUUAACUGAAAGACGGAAUAACAGCAAAAAUGACGGUGGAUUUUGAGGAAUGUAUUAAAGAUUCACCCCGAUUCAGGGCGAAUAUCGAUGAAGUUGAGACUGAUGUUGUGGAAAUAGAAGCUAAGCUGGAUAAGCUGGUGAAGCUAUGCAGCGGGAUGAUCGAAGCGGGUCGUGUGUACAUCAGUGCCAAUAAACUCUUUGUCAACGGCAUUCGAGACCUGUCUCACCACUGCAAAAAAGAGGAGAUGAUCUCAGGAUGUCUUGAAAAGUGUGGCGAGAGCCUUCAGGAAAUCGUUAACUAUCACUUGAUCCUGUUCGACCAGGCCCAGAGAUCUGUGAAGCAACAGCUGCAUAACUUUGUGAAGGAGGAUGUUCGGAAGUUUAAAGAGACGAAGAAGCAGUUUGAUAAGGUGCGGGAGGAUAUGGAGAUCGCCCAGGUGAAGAACGCACAGGCACCACGCAACAAACCGCACGAGGUGGAGGAGGCCACCAGCACCCUCAUCACCACCCGGAAGUGCUUCCGGCACCUCGCCCUGGACUACGUGUUACAGAUCAAUGUUCUUCAGGCCAAAAAGAAAUUUGAAAUUUUGGAUUCGAUGCUGUCCUUCAUGCAGGCUCAGUACAGUCUCUUCCAGCAGGGCUUCAACCUCUUGGACGAGAUCGACCCCUACAUGAAGAAGCUGGCUGCUGAGUUGGAUCAGCUGGUCAUAGACUCAGCGAUGGAGAAGAGAGAGAUGGAGCACAAACAUGCCACCAUACAGCAGCGUUCUGCUCUGUUUCUUGCAUGGCAGGAUUUUGCAUACGAUGACUCCAAAGUGGAAUUCAAUGUUGAUGCUCCAAAUGGUGUGGUGAUGGAGGGAUACCUUUUCAAGAGGGCGAGCAAUGCUUUCAAGACGUGGAACAGGCGAUGGUUUUCAAUACAGAACAGUCAAUUAGUGUAUCAGAAACGACUAAAAGAUGCUUUGACUGUGGUUGUGGAGGACCUGAGGCUUUGCUCUGUGAAACCGUGUGAGGACAUUGAGAGAAGGUUCUGUUUUGAAGUGGUGUCACCUACAAAGAGCUGUAUGCUGCAGGCUGAAUCUGAGAAGCUCCGUCAAGCUUGGAUUCAAGCAGUUCAGGCGAGCAUCGCUUCUGCCUACAGGGAAAUUUCUGACAACUAUUACAUUGAGCGCUUGGACAGGACAGCGUCUCCCUCCACGAGCAGUAUCGACUCUGCCAGCGAGCCGCGGGAGCGUAUUGUUAAAGGAGAGAGUAUCCUACAGCGGGUCCAGUCUCUGCCAGGAAACGAGAUCUGCUGCGACUGUGGCCAGGCCGACCCUCGCUGGGCCAGCAUCAACCUUGGCAUUCUGCUCUGCAUCGAGUGCUCUGGCAUUCACAGGAGUUUGGGCGUCCACUGCUCUAAAGUUCGCUCUUUAACACUCGACACAUGGGAGCCAGAGCUUGUGAAGUUGAUGUGUGAGCUUGGCAACACUGUAAUCAACCAGAUUUAUGAAGGUGCGUGUGAGGAACAGAGACUUAAGAAACCUGGUCCCAGCAGCUCAAGGCAGGAGAAAGAAUCGUGGAUCAAAGCGAAAUAUGUGGAGAGGAAGUUUCUGAAGAAGAUGUGUGGCUCCGAGGCUCUGGUGGAGGGGAGCAGAAAAUCACAUCACUGGAGCGUGAAGAAGUGCAGAAGACACAACAGCUCCAUUAGAGCCCCUAAAACCCGCCGGAAAUACAGGCACGACGCCGGGAUCAUGUCACCAGCCAAUCUCUCCGCUGCUGCAGCAGCCGCAAAGUUUCGGAGAGAAUCCUUGUUUUGUCCUGACGAGCUUGAUUCGCUCUUCUCAUACUUCGACACAGGCUCAGGGCCUCGCAGUCUCAGCAGUGAUAGUGGGCUUGGCGGCAGUACUGACGGCAGCACAGACAUACUCGUUUUUGGCUCAGUGGUGGACAGCGUCACUGAGGAAGGUUGUGAGGACUCGGAUGAGUCCAGCGGAGAGGUUGAUAUCGAGCAGGAAGCGUCAGAUCUAGAGGACGGACGGGAGCUUGACCCGAACACGCUGCUUCAUAAGGCGUCACGGGCCAGGAACCUACCGGUCAUGGCAGAGGCGCUCGCACACGGUGCAGAUAUCAACUCUGUCAGCGAGGAGGACGAAAGCAAGAGUCCAUUAAUACAAGCCGUCGCAGGGGGCUCUCUGAUAGCUUGUGAGUUCCUGCUGCAGAAUGGAGCAGAUGUCAAUCAGAGGGACAUACGAGGACGGGCACCUCUGCACCACGCCACGUGUCUGGGUCACACGGGACAGGUGUGUUUGUUCCUGAAGCGAGGAGCCUCUCAGGUGGAGGUCGAUGAGGACGGGCAGGACCCUCUUAGUAUCGCUGUUCAGGCAGCCAAUGCGGACAUCGUCACACUAUUGCGGUUAGCCCGGAUGAACGAGGAGAUGCGGGAAGCGGACGGGCCCUUCGGACAGCCAGGUCAAUACCCCAGCAGCAGUCCCACAGAGCAGCAGUAUAGAAAGUGUAUUCAGGAGUUUAUCUGCCUCUCGAUUGACGAAUGCUAGGGGGCGCUCUCGAGCACUGACAGACUGUGAGGAGAACUACCUACUAAGUUUGUAGCCCUUUACAGGAAUAGCUUUAGCAAGCAUCGAGUGCUCUCUUCAACCUCCUCCCCACCUGUCCAAUUAGUUUACACGUCGUGUUCAUAUGUAUGUACAGUAUGUGGUUAACACAAAAUAUUGAAAUGGAAAGGCUAUUUACAGUAUGCCACGGCUAGAACGCCGCUGUUUUGAAUUGUGUAUCAUUCAAACAUGACGUUAAAUGCCAUUAGUUAAUAGCUUAAUCUAAUUAGUUUCUACGAAUUUGAAUUCAUUAGCAGUUCGAAACAGCAUUUCCGAAAAUAUGACUGUGCGCACUUUUCCUACCGACAGUAUUUUAGUUUUUUUUUAUGUUAUUUUGCGUCAUGUAAAUGUUGUUUGUUGUGCUUUUUAUUUAUGUUCCGUCCUGAGGAUUAGUGCAAUGAUAAUUAAAAUACGGAAAUCUGUAUCCAUGUACAUUUUCUCGUUUAGUAAGAAAACAAGGCCUUCAUGUUUAGCUAACUAGACUUUUUUUUUGUCUUUUACAUUUUAAAAACACAUCGGACUCCCCUCAUAUGCUAAUAAAACGGGUGUUUUGACCCCUUUACAAUUUUAAAGAGAUGUCAGCUAUUCGAAAUUAUUUAUAGAACUUAUAGCAACCAUCUGUUUUAUAUAUUUGUACUUGUAUUGCCAAGCUCUCAAAUGACUGUCAUGUGAUAUUUAAUGAGAAAUGCUUGUCUAGAGCAGUCUGUCUGUAGAUGCAGUCAGCAUUUGCAUGCAUUUAAUCGCUCGACACCAAGGCAAAGUGCCCAUCUGCAUUAGCAAGCAUGGUUCCUUAUUUAAACCACCUGAUUCUGUCAUUAUGUAAAAAUGCAUGAAGAAAUCUGCUCUGUGUUGUCAAUUUUUUGCCCACGUUUGGUUCAGAUGAUCCCAGUUCGAAGAGUAAGAUAUUAGAAUCCUGUCUCCCUUUCUAAUCCCUAAUGAAAAAAAAAACAUGCAUCCAAAUAUGCCUACUUCCAUACUUUAUAGUAGGCGAAACACAGUAUGUAGUAUGUCCGAAUUCAUAGUAUUCCUAAAACAGCACCCAGAUGACGUCCUGUAAAAGUGAGAUUUUGAAGUGUGCAUCUGAUGGAUACGUUACUAUCCCAUGAGGCCAUGGGAGAGGAUGUAGUACGUCCAAAUUUCCUUCAUACUACACACAUGCAUCCUUUUUUUUUUCUACAUGAAGCAGAUUUCAAACCAAAUUAAGUACCAGUUUGGUUUCAGAUGCAGCACUUUACUUCAGCAGUUAGCUCUAUGCUUAGCUAGUAGGCUAAGCUGUUAGCUUGCUAAAUAACAGAAAACAGAGAAAGGGAAUUAAUAUGACAGUUUUAGCUUCAAUAAUAAAACAUACAAAUUAAAAGGUAUUAAUUAACCUUUUAAUGAUUAAGACAGUAAAGGAUUUCUAACAAGGCAAUUAAUAAAGUACCCAUAACAAGUUGCGUCAGCUAAAGAAAUAACUUUGUGGAGUAAGGGGGAUAGGAUUCUAUGUGACACUGGCAUUUGUGGGUGGAUUUUUGCAAGUAAAGGUGAAACAUGUAAAAAUACUAAUAAUAAUAUUGGCAGAUACAAACCAAAUACUCUCCCAGUCUGCAAUUGGUCAACAAACAAAUAGACCCGCCCCCAAACUCAUGCCAUUGGUUGAGCUACUGUUGCUGUGCCAGGCUGGUUGGAUGCUUAAACAGAGCAUUGUUUUGAUAGACUGAUAGCAGCGUAUUUACGCUUUUCGGGGAUUCAACCUACCAAUGGUUUACUUAGUUUCUUCAUAUUAAGCUGACAGUGAAAAAUAUUCAAAUACUGAAAAGAAAAUUAUACACUUCACCUUUAAACAGGUAGAAUAUCUUUUCAGUGCAAACGUUCAUCUCAAUAAAAAUGUGCUUAAUUGUACACUUUCAGUUAUUGUUUUACAGAAACAUUCGCUGAGCUGAAAUGUCAUUUUUAUCUGAAAAUGGAGACAGUGUACAGAAUAGAUGCUUGCCAUCAAGGGACCAGUUUCAGUCGUUGUGUCUGGAUGUGUUUUAAACAAAGUUGAACUGAAAAUGCUUCUUAACUACUGUGCUGUGAAUAUGCUUUGACCUUUGAACUGUUCUCGACUGCUUGCUCUCUCGCUGUGGUUCUCGCGUUCAGACCUUUAACUCGUUUUCUCUUGCAACAUUCGGUACAAUCUGUUAGAUGACAUUCUGUGUUUGGAGACAUUCUUGUAUUGUUUGUACAAUUGUUUUUGUACGACAGAAAUCUAUAAAAAGAAGCUUGUCUUUUGGAAACACUGACAAACAAUAAAACAAGGUCUUGAGCUCA
Molecule: messenger RNA, 5027 nt
Organism: Cyprinus carpio (common carp)
Lineage: Eukaryota; Metazoa; Chordata; Actinopteri; Cypriniformes; Cyprinidae
Product: arf-GAP with coiled-coil, ANK repeat and PH domain-containing protein 3-like
Exons: 24
Coding region: 171-2678 (835 amino acids)
Cellular component (GO): cytoplasm
Molecular function (GO): GTPase activator activity; protein binding
Source: RefSeq, a predicted model, not a curated record